This is a messenger RNA of Mustela lutreola (European mink), 1650 nucleotides long. RefSeq names its product chromosome 3 C8orf89 homolog (gene C3H8orf89). The record is from RefSeq and is a predicted model, not a curated record. The transcript is spliced from 4 exons. The coding region runs from base 327 to 785 and encodes 152 amino acids. NCBI's taxonomy places the organism in Eukaryota, Metazoa, Chordata, Mammalia, Carnivora, Mustelidae.
GGUGCGGCUCGCCGGACCGGGCGGGGCUGAGUGGCGGGCGAGCCGCGCUCCGUAAGCGGAGCGUCGCCGGGCUGCGGAGAGCCGAGCAUGUUCGCUCCGAGAGCGGAGCCCGCACGAGCGCUGGCCCGCCCUCCCUGCCCCGCUGCCGCGGCCAGGCCAAGCGGGGCGGAGGUCUCCCGCGUUGUCCCCUGCCCCCGUUGACCCCGCUGCGGGAGCCUCAGAGGGCACCACCGCCACGGCCCAAGCAUUCGAAGAAGCCCCUCUCCUCCAAGGUGGAGCUGCGGGGACAAAUCUCACUUUCAUCAGCACUGUUGGAAGAAGAAAAAAUGCCAGUCCUGUCUCCGGAAAUCAAAUUUGAUACUUCCAAUGUUACCAGAAAUUCCUUUGACAGUUGUUUUCUUUUUGAGAGUAGUUGGAGGAAAGCAGUUUUAGAAACACAAAAGAUGAAGAAAGAAUACACCUUUGGUCUAGAAGAGUUCAAAGAAUGUGUCAAGAUGCCGUAUUUACCAGGACUGCAGAGUUGCCCAAAAAGUGUAAGUUCAACUCCACUGGAAGUUCGUCAGAGACUGCGGCAGGCUGACCCCGAGAUGUGUCCAGUCAGCCAGUCUAGUGAGAACAUGUCGAGUUGCAUGCAAGUGCUUUAUUCUCCUCUGCAUAUUGCACAGUGCCCCGUGAACGAAAAGCCGUGGCAUAGCAGGGAAGUAACACAUUUUUGUUUGUCUUGUGUACAACCCUUUCCCACCUUUUUUCCUUCCAUAUGUGAACAUUUGUUUUUAAAAUGCUGAUUUUUUUUUUAAUUUUUAAAGAUUUUGUAUCUAUUUAUUUGACAGAGAGAGAGCACAAGCAUGAGGAGUGGCAGGGAAAGGGAGAGGGAGAAACAGGCUCCCCACAAAGCAGAGGGAAUUCAAUGUGGGGCUGGCUUCCAGGAACCUGGGAUCAUGACCUGAGCUGAAAAUAGACACUGAACCAACUGAGCCACCCAGGCACCCCUCAAAUUUCUUUAAUUAUAAUCAUACACUUUAAAUGACUCUCAAGGCACACUCUGGUAAUGUAACUGAUAGUAGUAAUCCUAGAGGUGAAGGGCAUUUAAAAGUUUUGGCUGACUUCUAAAGUUUAAUAUAGUUACAGGAAAUUUGCAGUUCUUAUGGAUUAUCUCACCUACGGCAGGUUCGGUGGUGACAUACUUCCUCUAAUAACCCACUUGUUAUGUAGGUCUCUUCCCAGUAGGAACAAAAGUUAAUUAAGAUAAAAUACAGAUUGUGGUGAUUAACAAAUAAAAGGUACACAAAUAAGCAAUAGUUAGUAUCAGCCUGUCUACAUCCCUUUUUAAUUUAAUCUUGAUUCCCUUCCUCUUAGCAUUCCCUGAAUUAUACCUGGAGAAAGUUAAGAUAAAGAUAAAUAUGGGGGAAAUUAGGCAUUACACUUAUCUCCAGGUAAAAUUUAUUAGCAAAACCUAAGAUGUUGAGUUGUUCCUAUCUGCUUCUGAUUGGAUCAGUCAUGGUGGAAUGAGUUCACUUUCUUUAAUGUUUAUUUACUUUCCAUGUGAUGUCCUUCGCGAAGUGAGUUUUGCUGAAGGCAGCUUCUUGUCUCUUAUUGUAUUUUAUAAUUAAUCUCUCCUGGAUUUACAUAAAGGUGAUUUUAUGAUAAUAU